AUGAAAAUGUACGUGGACAUUUUUAGCUUUUUGGUUUUAUACGGAACUAUUUCCACAGCUCCAACUGAGGAUAAAUGUGAGCAAGAACUCACUUAUAUUCGGGAAUGUAAAAGUAAUUCAUAUUAUACAAUUAAAGGCUAGGAAAAUGGAAAUUUUGUUGAAGAGCAAGCAGCGAACUUUGCACAAUUAAAAGAAUGCAUCGGAAAAGUAAAUUGCCCAAUAAGCGUCAACAUCAUGAGAGCUGCUGAUAUGGAAUUUAGCAUUUUAGCAGUGUUUUCUGACGAACUUGUACCGUGUCUUGGGAAUGGUGUACACAGACAAAUAAAAAGGGAAUGUUUUGCGUUAUCCCAGGGAGAAUGCCAGGGCUUGGAACAUUUCAUAUGUGCUGCAAAGUAUCUUCUCAAUCAAGAAGCCUGUUCCGUUGAACAUGUUAAACAAUUUUUGAAUACGGCGUCUGAGCAAACUGAGCUGUGCAAACUUAAAAAAGAACGUCAGGCGUUUUUUGCCAAAAAGCCAUUGGAAUAGAA
Caenorhabditis elegans is the source of this 527-nucleotide messenger RNA. NCBI's taxonomy places the organism in Eukaryota, Metazoa, Nematoda, Chromadorea, Rhabditida, Rhabditidae. The record is from the annotation of a RefSeq genome assembly.